AUGGGUACUUUGGAGGCGAAGAAGACAAUGAAAUACAAGAGAUCGCGACGACUUGAUCAAGAUCAAUGUUAUAAUUCCCCGACACUUGCAUCUCUUCCCCGAGACAUGCUGAUGGAAAUCCUAGUACGGGUCGCCUCUGCUUCUUUCACCGAUCUGUUCAACGCCAAAAUAAGCUGUAAAGAUUUUCUAGAGUUGGCAGAGGAGGAUUCUAUAUUCCAACACGUAUCGCUAGAGAAAUUCUCAGUCAUUCCAUGGAAUACAAGCAGUGAAGCAUCGUCAUUCUUGGAACGCUGCAAAGACUGCGGCAAUCCCGAGUCCCUAUACAGACAAGGAAUGGUUUCUUACUUCAGUUACAGAAUGACAGAGGUAGGGUUCGAGUCCUUGAAAAAAGCUGCAGAGAAAGAACACGUGGAAGCAACGUAUGUCUAUGGGAUUAUACUACUUUGCUCGGGAGAUCAUGAAUCAAAACAGCAGCAGCAAGGCAUAAAGAUUUUAUCUUCUCUGAAAGCUAAAUCGGGACGUUCGAGAAUGAAAGAGUGUCGAGACAAAGUGAGGACGAUGUUGUGGCGAUAUAUGUGGUGGUUUAAGAACAACAGUUUUGGGAAACAGCAGCUGUCGUGUUCACGUAAAGAACCAUGCAAACUGCAGAUCAAGAGGAACGAAUGGUUAUCCAUUGACGAGUUAGUGGAUGAAUACGACGAUAUUCUGUGUGAAACUUGCAGAUCCAAUCGUGAAGUGACUUGGUUCUAUUAUAUGCAGCAUGGAAUUGGAGAUUAA
This is a messenger RNA of Carya illinoinensis, 777 nucleotides long. RefSeq names its product putative F-box protein At1g67623. Gene Ontology annotation, molecular function: protein binding. The transcript has a single exon. The record is from RefSeq and is a predicted model, not a curated record. The coding region runs from base 1 to 777 and encodes 258 amino acids. NCBI's taxonomy places the organism in Eukaryota, Viridiplantae, Streptophyta, Magnoliopsida, Fagales, Juglandaceae.